This is a messenger RNA of Fraxinus pennsylvanica, 423 nucleotides long. The record is from the annotation of a GenBank genome assembly. NCBI's taxonomy places the organism in Eukaryota, Viridiplantae, Streptophyta, Magnoliopsida, Lamiales, Oleaceae.
AUGGGUAGAGUAAGAGGAAAAGGGAAGAAACAAUCUGUUGCCGCUCGGGACGAUGCUGGGAGUGGAGAGGAUGAGAAGAUACCGAUAAGGAGAAGAGGAAGGCCACAGAAACCAUUGAAGGAUGAGACUGAGGAAGAAGAAAAAGGUGAGAAGAUAGAAGAAGAAAAAGAUGAAGAUGGUGAGGAGACAUUGAGUUCUGUAUUGAGUAAAAGUUCAAAAGCUCAAGCUGCCAAAGAGAAUGGCAGGAAGAGAAAGAGGCCUUCACAAAUCAAGGAAGAUACUGAUUCAGUGAAAGAGGAAAAUGGUGUGGGGACGAAUACUAAUACUACGGGCUUGGUAAAGUCUGUUGGGUUCAGGCAAAAUGGAAGCAGGAGGAAAAAUAAGCCUAGACGUGCUGCUGAAGUUGGCGUUGAGUGCAAAUGA